AUGGCCGAUUCCACUACUUGCAACCUUAACUUGAGUAGAGAGUCCAUUCAGGCUGCAACUGAAGAUACUCGGGAAGUCCAGAUCACCAACCAGGCUGCAGCUGAAGAUGGUAGCACAUUCAUGGAUCCUAAAUUGUACAAGGCUGCAGCAGAUGGUCACAUCCAUGUAUUUGAGCAAUAUAAUAUUCAUGUCCAACGAACCCCAAAAAGAACACAGUUCUCCAUGUUGCAGCCCAAUUUGGCCAAGCGGACUGCGUUAAGUGGAUCCUUCAGUUGCCUUCUUCAUCACUAUUGCAACAGCCCAAUGAGAAAGGAAGACCCCGACUUCACCUAUGGUGCUAAUGCUGAAGGCAACACUCCUCUUUACAUCGCUGCUGAUUGGGGAUUCGGAGACUUGGUGCAGAUGAUCCUAGAAAUUUGCUCUUCACCAGCUCAUAGUGGCUUCAAGGGUCGAGCGGCUUUGCGUGCUGCAGUAAUUGUCAAUGACCAAGCAAUGACAGAGAAGAUACUGGGAAAAAAGCAUGCUUUAACUAAAGAAUUGGAUCAAGAUGGGUGGUCUCCCCUUCACUUUGCUGCAUAUGUGGGUUGUAAUCCAACAAUAGUGAGGCAAUUGCUAGAGAAAUCUGACACGUAUGUUGCCUAUCUGGGCGUGAAAGUCCAUGGAACUGGAAACAGGACAACUCUUCACAUUCCCGCCAGCCAAGGCAAUAUAGAAAUGGUGAAGCUGUUGGUGUCACACGUUCCAGAUUGCUGCGAGAAACUUGAUGAUAAGGACAAUAAUGUUCUUCACUUGAUCGUGACAAAACAAAUAUCUGUAACUUCGUUCAAAAAUAUUUGCUGGUUAAGGGUGAGAGGACUCAUCAAUGAGAAGAAUGUUGAUGGAAAGACACCUUCCAUCUGUUUCACAAUUCUCCCUCGCUUAAAGAUACCGAGUCCCAGUUCCAGAGAUAGUAUCAGACCCUCGAGUUCGCUAGAAAUCAAGGAAGACAGCGACAGCAGAAAAAGCCAAGAUAGUGAAGAGAUAUCUGAAAUGAAGAAAACAAUUAAAAGCCAUAUGAUAGUGGCGGCACUCAUAGCAACCAUAACCUUCGCGGCAGGUUUCACGCCGCCUGGUGGUUACAUUGAGAACGAGAGCAACAACCAGGGCAUGGCAGUCCUAUCGAUCCCCAGCCAUGGCACCAAGGGCAAGGACCGACACACGGCAAUUGCAGUAAGGGAAAAUUUCAGAAUUUUGUCAUCGCAGAGAGCAUAG
This is a messenger RNA of Vitis riparia (riverbank grape), 1251 nucleotides long. RefSeq names its product ankyrin repeat-containing protein At5g02620-like. The transcript has 4 exons. The record is from RefSeq and is a predicted model, not a curated record. Gene Ontology annotation, molecular function: protein phosphatase regulator activity; protein phosphatase 1 binding. Bases 1 to 1251 code for a protein of 416 amino acids. Gene Ontology annotation, cellular component: plasma membrane. NCBI's taxonomy places the organism in Eukaryota, Viridiplantae, Streptophyta, Magnoliopsida, Vitales, Vitaceae.